GAGCAGCACGCCAAGCUCUUCAAGUACGGGCGGGUGCCGAUCAUCGACGAGCCGUCGGCGAACAUACUGGAGGUGCUGCCCGGCGCCCUGUCCUUCCUCGCCGGCGCGCGGGCCAAGAAUGGCCGCGCCUUCGUGUACUGCGCCAAGGGCAUCUCGCGGAGCUCCAGCAUCGUGAUCUCGUACCUGAUGUUCGAGCAGAGGAUAGGGUUCGACGAGGCGUUCAAGAGGUGCGAGCAGAAACGGCCGAUCGUCUACCCCAACGUGGGCUUCCAGCAGCAGCUGCGGUACCUCGAGCGGGUGCUGUCCUCUCCGGCGCUGUCGUCGGACGCUCCGUGGGAGGAGAGGGCUCGGGAGCUGCGCAAGGUGCUCCCGAGCGGCAGCCUGACGGACCCGCAGGCGCCGCUCAACAUCAUGGACGAGAUAGGCAGCGUCAUGGGGCGGGCGCUGGACGACCUGGAGGUGAACGUCGACAAGGUGCUGGCGCAGCCGCAGCUGCUGCAGCAGAGGGAGCUGUGGAAGCGGCAGGGCCUGUUCUUCGAGAACCUGCACAAGUACAAGGCGCUGCCGAGCAGCGCGAGCCUGCUGGAUCGCGCGCGCGAGGCUGCCACGAAGCUGAAGGGCCUGCCGAAGAUCUUCAGCGACUCCCUGAAGGCCUGGCGGCGGAAGCGUCCCCCGGACCUGACCAG
Messenger RNA from Prorocentrum cordatum, 686 nucleotides. NCBI's taxonomy places the organism in Eukaryota, Dinophyceae, Prorocentrales, Prorocentraceae. The record is from the annotation of a GenBank genome assembly.